This is a messenger RNA of Drosophila rhopaloa, 608 nucleotides long. RefSeq lists its product as uncharacterized. The transcript is spliced from 2 exons. The record is from RefSeq and is a predicted model, not a curated record. NCBI's taxonomy places the organism in Eukaryota, Metazoa, Arthropoda, Insecta, Diptera, Drosophilidae. Bases 27 to 425 code for a protein of 132 amino acids.
AGUGGUUAGCUACGGGUACUUUUCUAAUGAAUCCGACAUCGUGUUCCUGCAAACACAGAAAUGUGAAUCCCCCUAAAAACAAAAACUCGCUUUUUAACUGCUAUUGUGAAGACAGUGAGAACGAGCAACUAAAAAAUGAGAUAACCCUUGUUAAAAAACAGUUGGAUGAAGCCCACGACACUAUUGCUGAAAUGGAAUUCGAAUUAGAAAGCGUUGAUGUACUGGCUCUACAAAAUCAGUUGCUACGCGAAGAAAUAAUGAAGCUAAAAUCUCAGGAGGAGGGUGUCAUUUCCAGGGACGAUGAGGAGGAUCCAGUAACUCGAAAAAAUCGUCGUAGUUAUCGGCAGCAAGUAUCAGCAGGAAUCCUGGAGCCCCAACUUAAAAGUCCUACCGAAAAACAGCGAUACGGUUUUAUUCUGAAUUGAACUUUAUAAUACUUAACUAAUUUUAUCUUUAAAAUCUGAAUUUAUUUUACCAUUUCAAAAUGUAAUUAACGCUUUAAACAAUUCGAAUCGAAAACGCUUAUCAUUAUUGCCCUCCCUCAUAAAAAAAUAUAUUUCUGAAUCACCUUACUAUAAACGUUAAAAUCUAGACAACAAAAAAUUUGU